AUGAAGGUCACUGCUCUCCUUUACACUUUCUUGGCUGCCACCGCUUUGAGCGCCGCAUCAGUCGGCGAGCGGGCUGAGCUGGGUACCUUGGACGUCUGCGGAAGUGGUUAUGGAACCGAUCAAAGGCGCACGAACAGUGGCUGUCAAUCCUCAAACGGAGAUAGACACUUCUGUGGCUGUGACAGGACCGGCGUGGUUGAAUGCCGAGGUGGAAAGUGGACAGAGAUUCGUGACUGCGGACGAAACUCAUGCCGUGGUACCAGUCAAGGUGGAGCCAAGUGCUAG
Penicillium olsonii is the source of this 285-nucleotide messenger RNA. The record is from the annotation of a GenBank genome assembly. NCBI's taxonomy places the organism in Eukaryota, Fungi, Ascomycota, Eurotiomycetes, Eurotiales, Aspergillaceae.